This is a messenger RNA of Anastrepha obliqua, 404 nucleotides long. RefSeq lists its product as uncharacterized. The transcript has a single exon. Lineage: Eukaryota; Metazoa; Arthropoda; Insecta; Diptera; Tephritidae. Bases 261 to 404 code for a protein of 47 amino acids. The record is from RefSeq and is a predicted model, not a curated record.
CCUUUACCAUUUGAUACGUUGGCAACUAUAUGCUCAACCUUUGAGUAUCGCACUUUGUCUCGAAUAAACAAAAUACGUCUUGGGAGUUUCUUGAAUUCUUACCCAUAAACAAAGCGAUUUUACGGCGGCUUGCAAGCAGGUAGAAAGACAAAAGCGCGUGCUGCAAAUACGUUACGAGGCCAACACUCUUACAUUUCCGCCUCGCUGCAAAAAGCCGUCUGCAUCGCGUUGCGUAUAGCGAAUUGGGUCGCCGCGUCGGUAUGGUGCGCGAUAUUCUUCUAUAUAUCCUUUUAAUCGUUUUAUUUUGCCUGAUUUUCAUGGCGCAAUUACUUGUUAAUGUCUACGCUUUCCAACGACAACCGCCCACCACGAAAUCAGAUCGUGCAGACAUUAUUUUUGUGUAG